Messenger RNA from Stegastes partitus (bicolor damselfish), 1132 nucleotides. Its product is annotated as cornifelin homolog A-like. Bases 132 to 512 code for a protein of 126 amino acids. The transcript has 4 exons. NCBI's taxonomy places the organism in Eukaryota, Metazoa, Chordata, Actinopteri, Pomacentridae. The record is from RefSeq and is a predicted model, not a curated record.
CAUCCUCUUCUGUCCUGUCACGUCUGUUGCUUUACAGCAGCUCUAUAAAUUAGCCUGGAACUCCAUCAGUCAUUCAGGUGUUGGAACUCUGCUGCGUCUCCACAGUAAGUUGUUCAUCAGAAGCUGAAGCCAUGCCCGACACGGUUUCAAACCAACCCAGGCCGUACAUCACGAGCACGACGUCCAACGACUGGACAUCUGGCAUCUGUGAUUGCUUCGAAGACCUGCCCACAUGCUGCCUGGCGUUUUGGUGCUUUCCCUGCUUCACCUGCGUGACAUCGCACAAGGCCGGGGAGUGUGUGUGUUUACCUCUGCUGGACGGUUUUGGACUCAUCCCCCCCAUAACCACAUCCAUGAGGGUUUCAGUGCGCCAGCGAUACGGCAUCGAGGGGACCAUCUGCAAAGACUGCUGCUACACCUGGUGCUGCUACUCCUGCACCUGGUGCCAGAUAGCAAGAGAGAUCAAAACCAGGGCGAACCCCAUCCUGUUCGUCAACAUGAACCCCAAAUAAGACCAGAGAAGGCGGGGUUCGCCACCGCCUCAUCGCUGGUGAAACAGACGUCACUGGGGACCCGUCUUCGUCAUCAGCGAGGGCCAUUCAUACAAGACUGACUUCUGAUCUGUAUCAGGAAUGUCACCGAGCGGCUGAUUGCAGAUCAGAACAUGACGGCUGUAAAUGAUGCAUCACUCAAUAACAGAAAGCGGAGAUAAGCAGACACUUGGCCUCUGUGACAUCCACUAAUGAGAGCUAGCCAGGGAGACACAUUGGUGUACUGAUGAUGCUGAUUCUUCUAUUUUAAACCAACAUUUUAUUCCCUCUACAGUUUAAUUAGACAUGUUAUUUCAUUUUUUUUUCUCUCUUUUAUCUUAUAUGUUCCUUUGGAUUGAUUUGUUGUCAUACUUUUAUCUACAAAAGGACUUCAUUAAACUUGAUAUGUCACCAAAAAUGUGUAGUCCUGAAACUCAUGUGCAAAAAUCUCUUGCAUGAAUGGUAAUAAGAGUUGUUAGUUGCGAAUUACACAUUUUAAUGUUGCUAAGUAAUUAACAUUUUACCUCAUUCUAUCGCCAUUUGCUUCUAAUAUCUAUUCAUAUGCAAGUAUUCUGUAUUUAUAAGUGCAAUAAAACUCUUAU